AUAUAUGCCGGUAUCAGUUUAUAAUAUCAAGAAGGUAAGUAGUAAAUAACAGUUGCGCAGUGAAAUGAAGAAGUAAUUUUAACCUUGAUCAGUUGUUUAAAGUGAAGAUGAACACACUAGGAUAUAUUGUUGGGAUUGCCCUUAUUUCUGUUGCUAUUUAUUAUGGGAUUAAUGCAUGGAAAUCGCGCGAGAGAGAAGCUUACAAAAAUAAAAUCAGACGUGGACUUGAAACUCUGGAUGAGAUUAAAGAACACGCCAAAGAGUUUAACCAGAAAAGUAUUGUAAAGGUAACGGACAACAUUUACAUGGCCAUUGGUUACGCUUUAGCGAAUUCCAUCAUGAUAAUAGGUCCUGACGGUAUCAUCAUUGUUGACGUCACGGAAAGUUACGAUUCUGCUAAGGAGAUCUUCGCCGAGUUCCGGAAAAUCACGAAUAAACCAGUCACAGAUAUCAUCUAUACUCACAACCAUGCUGACCAUACAUAUGGAGCGAAGGCUUUUGUGGAAGACGAAAACAACCGCCCGAACAUAUGGGCUCACAGAUCAAUUCUGAAAGCACUGGCAUUGAACUUUAAUGGUCCAAAUGUUGCACAUUACGUACGUGCGAUGAGGCAGUUUGGCGUUUUUCUUCCGGAGUUAUCCGCUGGGAUUGGGUUUAAGCUAAAUAUUGGAAAAGAAGGAAUGACCACCGGUUUCCUAUAUCCCAACAAGUUUAUUGAUGGAGAGGAGUUAGAUAUCAGUUUGGCAGGAAUACCAAUCAAAAUCCUCCAUAUACCUGGUGAAACAGAUGACCAGAUUGGAGUUUGGGUCCCUAAACAAAAAGCAUUCCUCUGUGCCGAUGAUCUAUACAAGGCUUUUCCGAACCUUUACGCCAUACGUGGAACGAAAUCACGAGAACUUAUGCAGUGGGUUAAUUCACUUGACAAAAUGAUAGAACUGGAACCGGAAAAGUUAGUCCCUAGCCAUACAAGACCUGUUAUUGGGCGAGAAGAAAUUAUGAAACUCCUUAUUGAAUACAGAGACGCUAUACAGUAUGUCCAUGACCAGUCUGUUAGGUUGAUCAACUACGGCUAUCAUCCAGAUGAAAUUGGUAACAUUGUGCAGUUACCAAAACAGCUCUUAGCGAAUCCUUUUCUGAAAGAAUUUUACGGAACAGUAAAAUGGUCGGCUAAAUCGGUUUUCAUUGAUUACGAGGGCUGGUUUAGUGGUGACCCGGUUGACCUUGAUCCACUAACUCGGAGUGAAAAGGCAGAAAGAAUGGUUAAAUUAAUUGGCACCGAAAAGAUUGUUAAGAGUGCCAAAGACGCUUUAAAUUCUGGAGAUUUUCAGUGGGCGCUUGAACUCUCUGCUUAUGUACUAAGAGCUGAUCCAGGUCACAGAGACGCAAAAGACAUAAAAAUUGAAUCGCUAACUGCACUUGGAUCACGACAAACAAGUGUCAACGGUAGAAAUUAUUAUCUUACUUCAGCUCUGGAAGAAGCUACCGAUCUGAAGUUCAAAGCUUCCAAAGAAACGAAAGAAGCUCUUGUAAGAGAAUUUCCUAUCGACUAUGUCAUUUCGGCUUUCUCUGUAUUAUUCAAACCGGAAGACUGCUCAGACAAAAAUGAAACUUUAUACAUUGAACUGGAUGAGCCACCGUCCCAUCAUUUUAUUCAAUUUCGAAACGGUGUAGCAAUUGUUAAGAACAAGGCGCCUAAACAAUGGGAUAUAAAGUUAAAAACAUCUGAAACUGUUUGGAAAGACGUUAUAUUGCAAAAUCGAAAUACUUUAGCAGCGAUAGCAACAGGGGAAAUACUUAUAGAAGGUGGUACACUGGCACUAAAUUCCUUUAUGGGCUGCUUCGAUAAAGACAUAACUUUUGUUGCUUAACUUUUAAAAAAAAAAAUACGUUAAGGACACGAAAAUGUAAACGGCUUAUUAAUGUUCAGAGAAAUCUGUCAUCUUGCACGAACAGGGCUGUUCAAAUUGUAGUGAAACAAAUCUGACAUACAGAGUUAUCGUUCUUCGACUUCCGCUGCUGAAGAGAAACAAUAGCUGUUGUGAAAUGUUACAAAAUGAAGCCAGCGUUUAUCUAUUGAUAUUUCUGUCAGAAUUUUCAUGUUUAUCUAUGUACAAUUUAUGUAUCUGAACAAGUACUUUUUACUGCAAUG
This is a messenger RNA of Mercenaria mercenaria, 2149 nucleotides long. RefSeq names its product linear primary-alkylsulfatase-like. Gene Ontology annotation, molecular function: linear primary-alkylsulfatase activity; protein dimerization activity. The record is from RefSeq and is a predicted model, not a curated record. The coding region runs from base 108 to 1868 and encodes 586 amino acids. NCBI's taxonomy places the organism in Eukaryota, Metazoa, Mollusca, Bivalvia, Venerida, Veneridae. Gene Ontology annotation, biological process: dodecyl sulfate metabolic process. The transcript has 4 exons.